Closterium sp. Yama58-4 is the source of this 879-nucleotide messenger RNA. NCBI's taxonomy places the organism in Eukaryota, Viridiplantae, Streptophyta, Zygnematophyceae, Desmidiales, Closteriaceae. The record is from the annotation of a GenBank genome assembly.
AUGGCGAAAAAUGCGAGCAAGGCGGGAAGAUCUACCGCCGCCUCCGGUGCGAACUGUGACGGGGACGACGGCGACGAAGAACACGACGACGACGCCGAGGAGGAUUGGCCGGAGAAUGGCCACGACGACAGCGCUUCGGGGGAUGAAUUAGCUCAUGCCGACAUCGAGGAGGACGAAUGGUGGAAUCGGCCGGUCGGGAGUGACGACAAAGUGGAAGAGUGGCGGGCUGGUAAUUUGGACAACGACAGAGGUGCCGAUGCUGAUGCGAAUGCGGAGGCGGGCGACGAGGCGGAAGCGGAUGUCGAGGCAGUAGCGCCCGUGGAGGUGGCCGCCAUUGCGGAUGCGGAUGCUGUGGCGGAGCCGGAUAAGGUUGCUGCGGAGGGAAGUGCUGAUGUCGUCUUAUUUGACGGUGAAAGCGAUGACGAUGACCCGUGGAGCAUAGUAGCAGACGACGAUGUUCCGCUACUGAAGCGGAGGCUACGCCAUCGCCUAAAGUCCAAGCCAAAGCAUGCCAGUGUGGUGCUCUCUGACAACGACAAUUUGAGGGAGGAGCGUCGCCUGAUACUUACCGCUGCAGAGAAGGGUAAGACCAAGAUCGCGGAAGCCCCUGCUAAGGCCACUGUUCGAUGCCGCGCAAGCAACAAGAAGCGGAAAACUAACGGCGACCCUGGAUCCAGCAAGGGUGCUGCUAAGACGAAGGCGGAGAAGAUGCCAGAUCCAGACGACAUCGUGGUCAACGAGACACAGGGCAGCGACGAUGAAUACGCGGAAGCAGCGGGCCCGAUUCCUUCAUUCCCUGAGAAGCCCACGUCGAAAGACGCCACCCUCAAUAAUCCCAACACCCGCCUACCUUCCCCUCGCAGCAAGGACACUAAAUAA